This is a messenger RNA of Homo sapiens (human), 2900 nucleotides long. It is a transcript of the gene AGXT, whose product is annotated as alanine--glyoxylate aminotransferase. Gene Ontology annotation, molecular function: L-alanine:oxo-acid transaminase activity; L-alanine:glyoxylate transaminase activity; L-serine:pyruvate transaminase activity. The transcript has 11 exons. The coding region runs from base 43 to 1221 and encodes 392 amino acids. Gene Ontology annotation, cellular component: peroxisome. The record is from RefSeq and is marked reviewed. Lineage: Eukaryota; Metazoa; Chordata; Mammalia; Primates; Hominidae.
AGUGCAGCCCCAGGUUCCCGAGCGGCAGGUUGGGUGCGGACCAUGGCCUCUCACAAGCUGCUGGUGACCCCCCCCAAGGCCCUGCUCAAGCCCCUCUCCAUCCCCAACCAGCUCCUGCUGGGGCCUGGUCCUUCCAACCUGCCUCCUCGCAUCAUGGCAGCCGGGGGGCUGCAGAUGAUCGGGUCCAUGAGCAAGGAUAUGUACCAGAUCAUGGACGAGAUCAAGGAAGGCAUCCAGUACGUGUUCCAGACCAGGAACCCACUCACACUGGUCAUCUCUGGCUCGGGACACUGUGCCCUGGAGGCCGCCCUGGUCAAUGUGCUGGAGCCUGGGGACUCCUUCCUGGUUGGGGCCAAUGGCAUUUGGGGGCAGCGAGCCGUGGACAUCGGGGAGCGCAUAGGAGCCCGAGUGCACCCGAUGACCAAGGACCCUGGAGGCCACUACACACUGCAGGAGGUGGAGGAGGGCCUGGCCCAGCACAAGCCAGUGCUGCUGUUCUUAACCCACGGGGAGUCGUCCACCGGCGUGCUGCAGCCCCUUGAUGGCUUCGGGGAACUCUGCCACAGGUACAAGUGCCUGCUCCUGGUGGAUUCGGUGGCAUCCCUGGGCGGGACCCCCCUUUACAUGGACCGGCAAGGCAUCGACAUCCUGUACUCGGGCUCCCAGAAGGCCCUGAACGCCCCUCCAGGGACCUCGCUCAUCUCCUUCAGUGACAAGGCCAAAAAGAAGAUGUACUCCCGCAAGACGAAGCCCUUCUCCUUCUACCUGGACAUCAAGUGGCUGGCCAACUUCUGGGGCUGUGACGACCAGCCCAGGAUGUACCAUCACACAAUCCCCGUCAUCAGCCUGUACAGCCUGAGAGAGAGCCUGGCCCUCAUUGCGGAACAGGGCCUGGAGAACAGCUGGCGCCAGCACCGCGAGGCCGCGGCGUAUCUGCAUGGGCGCCUGCAGGCACUGGGGCUGCAGCUCUUCGUGAAGGACCCGGCGCUCCGGCUUCCCACAGUCACCACUGUGGCUGUACCCGCUGGCUAUGACUGGAGAGACAUCGUCAGCUACGUCAUAGACCACUUCGACAUUGAGAUCAUGGGUGGCCUUGGGCCCUCCACGGGGAAGGUGCUGCGGAUCGGCCUGCUGGGCUGCAAUGCCACCCGCGAGAAUGUGGACCGCGUGACGGAGGCCCUGAGGGCGGCCCUGCAGCACUGCCCCAAGAAGAAGCUGUGACCUGCCCACUGGCACACAGCUGGCACUGGCACACACCUGUCCCAUGCCCACCCUGAGGGAUCAGGAGCAAACAGACCCUGCAAGGUCCUCCAGGCCUGGGGACAGGAAAGCCACUGACCCAGCCCGGGAGGCAGAACCAGGCAGCCUCCCUGGCCCCAGGCAGCCCUUUUCCCUCCAGUGGCACCUCCUGGAAACAGUCCACUUGGGCGCAAAACCCAGUGCCUUCCAAAUGAGCUGCAGUCCCCAGGCCAUGAGCCUCCCGGGAAUGUUUAAUAAAGGGCCUGGCCAACUCUCCUCACUGUGUGGGGUGGUCUGUGAAAGAGUGAGAGGAGAGCAUCUCUGCUCCCUGAGCUGCCUGAUUGUGGACUUUAGGGGGACACUCCUCAUCCUGGAGCCCACAGGGUAGAUCCUCCCCUGGAGGAGGUGCUGUCACCACACUCUAGCCCCAGAUGUCACACCCCCAAACGUCCUCACGCACCACAUCCAGGUGAACCCACACGGCGCACAGGGCUGGUUGGAGACCCCUGUCAUGGACAAGGGUACCUGCGUGCUGGAGAGCGCACAGCCAGGACCUGAGCCCAUGACACGUGGAAGCCUCCAAUGGAAGGUCCCCUAUGCUCCCAUCCAGCCAGUGCCCACCCCUCAACUGCCUGACUUCUGUGACCAUAGAUCAGCCUGGCAUAUUUGAAUUUAUUUAUUUAUUUUGAAACGGAGUUUCACUCUUGUUGCCCAGGCUGGAGUGCAGUGGCACGAUCUCAGCUCACUACAACCUCCGCCUCCCGGGUUCAAGCGAUUCUCCUGCCUCAGGCUCCGGAUUAGCUGGGACUACAGGUGUGCACCACCAUGCCCGGCUAAUUUUUGUAUUUUUAGUACAGAUGGGGUUUCACUAUAUUGGCCAGGCUGGUCUCGAACUCCUGACCUCAAGUGAUCCACCUGCCUCGGCCUCCCAAAGUGCUGGGAUUACAAGCGUGAGCCACUGUGCCCAGCCAUAGUUGAAUUUCAUGGUCAGUGGAACACACAGCAGGUCCUCCACUGUGCCAGCUUCUUUCACUUACUGUUUUUGACACUCACAUGUACCGUCGUGGGCGCCGGUGUGUCUUUGUUGCUGAGUGCCGUCCCGUCAUAUGGACGUGCGUCGUGGGCGCCGGUGUGUCUUGUUGCUGAGUGCCGUCCCGUCAUAUGGACACCUCAUGAUUUGUUGGUUCAUCACCAUAGUUGAGCAUCUGGGUUAUUUCUAUUUUGGGGCUGUUAUGAAUACGGAGGUAGUGAAAUUCUUACUCAAGCCUUCGUGUGGCCAUAUAUUUUCAUUUUUCUUGGAUAAAUAACUAGGAGUGGAAUUGCAGGGUCAUACAAUAGGCUUAACCUUAUACGAGACUGCCACGAAAUUCUCCGAAGUGGCUCUUCCAUGUUUCAUUCCCGCAGCUACAGCGUCCAGGGUGCUCCACGUCCUCACCCACACUCCAUGUUGUCUUUUUUUGCUAGGGGGUGUAAAAUCCUGUCUGAUUUGGUUUUAGUUUGCAUUUCCCUGAUGCCUAUUGAUGUUGAGCAACUUCUCAUGAGCUAUCGGCCGUUUGUAGAUCUUCUGAAAAGUGUCAGUUCAAAUAUUUUGUUCAUAUUUGGAUUUUUAUCUUCUUAUUGUCAAUGUGUGAUCAUUUUAAAAUAUAUUCUAGAUACUAUCA